AUGUUGUUCGCGGCUGCCACACGAAGCUGCGCUGUCCGAAGUGCUUACUCCUCCAUCCGACCGCUUGUACGACGUACCUCUGCUCUUCACCUCGCUCGCACUUUUACCGCUUCCUGCGCCAUCACAUCUCCGAACCAAUCUCCAGCCAAACCCGCUCAGAUCUUUCCUAGCAUGACGACCGUGUUCCCUACACAGCGACUGCACAACAAGACCGUGCUUGUCACGGGUGCCUCGGGCGGAAUCGGCAAGGCUGCCGCUGUGCUCUUUGCGCGAGCUGGAUGCAACGUCGUGCUUACCGCACGUCGGGCUGAGGCGCUCUCGCAAGCAGCUACCGAGUGCUCGCUCGCCAACCAGCAGGGCCAGACGGGCGCCGGAGGCAACUUUGCCGCCAUUACGCUCGACAUGCGCGACCGCACGCAGCUUGACGGUCUGCUCGCCAGUCUUCCGGACUGGGCCAAGAAUGUCGACAUUCUCGUCAACAACGCCGGCCUCGUGCUCGGCACGGACAAGGUGGGCGACAUCUCGCCCGACGAGAUCGACGUCAUGCUCGACACCAACGUGCGUGGGCUCAUCCACCUCACGCAGAUCUUUGUGCGCGAGUUCAAGAAGCGCAACGCAGGCCACAUCAUCAACCUCGGCUCCAUCGCCGGUCGCGAGGGAUAUCCGGGUGGCUCGAUCUACUGCGCCACCAAAUUCGCGGUGAACGCCUUCACGAGUGCGCUGCUCAAGGAGCUUGUCGACACCCCGAUCCGCGUCACCGAGAUCCAGCCCGGCAUGGUCGAGACCGACUUUAGCGUGACGCGCUUCAGGGGCGACAAGAACGCGGCGGACAAGGUGUACCAGGGCCUGCAGCCGCUUACGCCCGAGGACAUCGCCGAGGAGAUCGUCUGGGCCGCCAACCGCCCGGCGCACGUCAACAUCGCAGAAAGCCUCGUCUUCCCCGUCAACCAGGCCAGCCCCUACCACGCCUUCCGCGGCGGCAAGUGA
Messenger RNA from Moesziomyces antarcticus, 987 nucleotides. Its product is annotated as NAD(P)-binding protein. NCBI's taxonomy places the organism in Eukaryota, Fungi, Basidiomycota, Ustilaginomycetes, Ustilaginales, Ustilaginaceae. The record is from RefSeq and is a predicted model, not a curated record. Gene Ontology annotation, cellular component: cytosol. Gene Ontology annotation, molecular function: oxidoreductase activity. The transcript has a single exon. The coding region runs from base 1 to 987 and encodes 328 amino acids.